Raphanus sativus (radish) is the source of this 1476-nucleotide messenger RNA. RefSeq lists its product as uncharacterized. NCBI's taxonomy places the organism in Eukaryota, Viridiplantae, Streptophyta, Magnoliopsida, Brassicales, Brassicaceae. The transcript has a single exon. The record is from RefSeq and is a predicted model, not a curated record. Gene Ontology annotation, molecular function: zinc ion binding; nucleic acid binding. Bases 1 to 1476 code for a protein of 491 amino acids.
AUGGGAGAUAUAAUAGAGGUGACGAAGAAGGAAGGAGGCUCUUCUUCCAUUCGUUGUCCAAUGCUUACCGCAACGAAUUAUACCGUAUGGGCAAUACGAAUGAAGAUUGUGUUAGGUGUUCAUGAGGUAUGGGAGGUUAUAGAAGAAGAAUCGACUGAUAAAAAGAAAAAUAACAUGGCAACAACACUUAUAUAUCAGUCCAUUCCAGAAGCUAUGAUCCUACAAAUUGGACAUCUAGGAUCAGCAAAGAAAGUCUGGGAAGCAAUACAAACGCGCAACGUAGGGGCAGAGAGAGUGCGAGAAGCACGUCUCCACACGUUGAUGAUGGAAUUUGAUAGGAUGAAGAUGAAAGAAACUGACAAGAUAGACGACUAUGUGGGCAAGAUAACCGAGAUAUCGUCAAAGGCAAUGGCAUUGGGAGAAACUAUUGAGGAAACCAAACUUGUGAAGAAACUACUUGGAAGUCUUCCAAGAAAGAAAUUCAUAUUUAUGGUGGCCUCAUUAGAACAAUCCAUUGACCUUAAAACAGCAAAGUUUGAAGAUGUGAUAGGACGAUUGAAAACUUUUGAGGAGCGCAUAACUGAUGAAGAAGAAGAUCCACAUGAGAACCAGAAUAAACUCAUGUAUACAAACGCGGAGCAACAACAAAAUCGAGACUACUAUGGAGGACGUGGUAGGAGUGGUCGCAAUAGCUACUACGGUAGAGGAAGAGGACGAGGAAGAUCACAAUGGGACAAUCAACGUUCGUACUGGGAAAGUCGUGAUACAUCAAGAGUAACAUGUUUCAGGUGCGACAAGCUUGGUCACUUCGCAGCAACAUGUCCAGACAGAUUGCUCAAAUUACAAGAAGCAACGGAGAGCAAAGAUGGAGACGAAACACAAGAAGCCGAAAAACUUAUGAUGCACGAAAUUGUUUACCUGAAUGAACGAAACGUGACACCAAAAGAGUUUGAGUCCAACUCUGACAACGAUAAGAUAUGGUAUCUAGACAAUGGAGCUAGCAACCAUAUGACUGGUAACCUGAAGUACUUCAAUUCAUUAGAUGACACUAUCACCGGGAAAGUACGUUUCGGAGAUGAUUCAAGAAUUGAUAUUAAAGGUAAAGGGUCAAUUCUAUUCGUAAGUCAAGACGGGAGAAAGAAGAUGCUAGCAAACGUGUACUUUAUUCCGGAGUUAAGGAGCAAUAUUAUAAGCCUCGGGCAGGCUACUGAGUCUGGAUGCGAUGUGAGAAUGCGAGGAGACCAUCUAACGUUGCACGACAAAGAUGGUAAUCUAAUUGUGAAAGCUUCAAGAUCAAGAAAUAGACUGUACAAAGUGGUGAUGGAGAUAGAAGAGACGAAGUGUCUUCAAACGCAAGUUCAGUGUGAGAACUCACGUUGGCACGCACGACUUGGACACCUAGGAGCCGAUGCUUUGAAGACAAUGAUAAAUAAACAGCUUGUUACAGGACUACCUGAGCUAAAAGUCGAGAAAUAA